Fusarium odoratissimum NRRL 54006 is the source of this 987-nucleotide messenger RNA. Its product is annotated as oxidoreductase. The transcript has a single exon. The record is from RefSeq and is a predicted model, not a curated record. NCBI's taxonomy places the organism in Eukaryota, Fungi, Ascomycota, Sordariomycetes, Hypocreales, Nectriaceae. Bases 1 to 987 code for a protein of 328 amino acids.
AUGGCCGAUCGUUACGCCCAAGUUCAUGAACGCCCCAACGGCCCAGGGGACAGUCGCCCGACUGGGACCCAGAUCAUCCAAGAUGAGGAUUUGGUUGGGAAGCUAUCCGGGAAAGUCGCCUUCAUCACUGGCUGCUCCUCUGGGAUUGGUAUCGAAACCGCAAAAGCCCUCCACCUGGCAGGGAUGACUUUGUAUCUGACCGCUCGGAACCUUGCCAAGGUGAGGACUGCUCUGGGGGACCUGAUCGACAGUGACCGGGUUCAUCUCCUUGAGCUCGAUCUCGAGUCCCUUGGAAGCGUGCGAUCUUGCGCGGCCGAGUUCCUUUCCAAGAGCCAGACCCUCAACAUUUUGAUCUGCAAUGCCGGCGUGAUGACCCCGCCCGAGGGUCGAACCAAGGACGGAUUUGAGAUCCAGUUUGGAACCAACCACCUCGCCCAUUUCCUUUUGUUCAACCUCCUUCGGCCUGCUCUACUGGCUGGGACCACCCCUUCAUUCGCCUCCCGAGUUGUGAUCCUUUCCUCAGUCGCUCAUCGGUUUGCUGAGGUCAACUUCGAGGACGUCAACUUCGAUCGCGGAUAUGACGCAAUGGCUGCAUACGGAGCCAGCAAAACUGCCAAUCUUUGGACCGCCAACGAGAUCGAGCGACGAUACGGUCCGCAAGGUGUCCACGCAUGGAGCGUUCAGCCAGGUGCUGUCCUCACUAAUCUGAUGCAGCAUAUGUCUGAUGCGGAGAAGGGGGCGCUUGAUGGAGACCCGUAUAUUGCCUCCAUCUUCAAGAACCCCGACCAAGGGGCUGCCACCACCGUGUGGGGGGCUACCGCGAAAGCUUUGGAAGGAAAGGGCGGUAGUUAUCUCGAAAACUGCCAAAUUGCGAAGGAAUGGGAUGCUUCGUCAGGUCUAUAUGCGCCCGGUUAUGGUUCUAAUGCCUACGAUGUGGAAAAGGCUGGCAAGCUAUGGGCGGAGUCAUUGAAAUGGACAGGGCUGUAA